AUGGCCGCGCCGGAUCGGAGGGCGGGGGCCGGGGGCGGGGGUUCGAGGCGAUCGUCGCGGGAGGAAGCGUCGGGCGUGGGGAUUGGGGUGGGUUUCUUCCGUUCGCCGGCGUGUGAAGGGGAAGAAGUUGAAGGAAGUGCCGAUGCGGGCACGCCGCACGCGGCUGCCUCAUCUGUACGUUAUCGGGCUCGGGCUUGGGCUGGGUCCUGGUCAAUCCGGUCCGACCUGGGUGGGCAGAGCCGUGACGGAUUCGGUUUGCUUUUCGGACCCGCGGGGCCCACUUCAGGCCCAGGAAGGCAGGUGAUGCGGGAUGAUGGGCCGGCCGGUUUUGCGCCCUCUCCUAUCGUGCUGCCGUGUGACACCGGCCGCUCCGGCCUCCGGCGGCCGCGGCAGAAAGCGAAGCUCGACCGCUCGAGACUGGAGCGGCGCGACGGCGUGGCUCGCCCGGGUUCUUGUCGGCACCCGCGGCUGCGAGCUGGCAGUGUGGAGGAGGAGGGCGGCCGGCGCCCGCGUCCGGGUCUUCCGUCUGCGCGCCUAUCGCGUAUUUUGAUCUCGGGUGCCUCGAAAUCGAUCGCCCAGAACUACCGACCAGCGAGCUCUGAAGGUUGUCACGCGCCGCUCCUGCCAAAACCAAGAAAUUAUUAUGUCUUGGACUAAAAAAAGAAUCGGAAUGGGAAGUAUUCGAUCUUAUAUUUC
Triticum urartu is the source of this 696-nucleotide messenger RNA. Lineage: Eukaryota; Viridiplantae; Streptophyta; Magnoliopsida; Poales; Poaceae. The record is from RefSeq and is a predicted model, not a curated record.